Messenger RNA from Drosophila serrata, 3039 nucleotides. Its product is annotated as chromatin remodeler ATRX homolog. The record is from RefSeq and is a predicted model, not a curated record. NCBI's taxonomy places the organism in Eukaryota, Metazoa, Arthropoda, Insecta, Diptera, Drosophilidae. Gene Ontology annotation, cellular component: nucleus. Gene Ontology annotation, molecular function: ATP binding; ATP hydrolysis activity.
UAGUAAGUUAAGAGGCUUUUUCACGAGCAUGUUAUUAAAAAAACCAAACAAGCCGUUUGUCAAAUGGUAUAUUUUUUGCUAAUGACCUUAGAUUUUAUUGUUAACUAAUAAUUUUGAAGGUCACCAACUUCAUGAAUAUAUAUUUCACUGUAUAACUUUAUAUUGAAAGCCAUUACAUUACAUUACGUGGAAAACCGUUUUGAAAGACUAAUAAGAGUUUAAUAUGAAAGAAUUAUCAACAUUUCAAACAGACGAAAAAGGCUCGAAAGAGACCUCUUACCAAGAAAUGAAUAAUUAUUAUUCGCUGUCGAAAACUGAAAAAGGACAAACGAAAGAGAUUGCUUAUGCAGAAAUGCCAAUUGAAGAGGCAAACCAAAUUGAAAUAGAUACGUGCCCUGAUGAUCAUAUAAGUAUCGACGACCUAUUGAAAUUUUCAUGUAAAAAUCAAUGUCCUAAAGAAUACUACAAUUAUAAAAAAUGUGACUCCAGAUUUUCAAAUGCUCUGAGCGAUCAUAACUAUACUUCACAAGAGGUAAUAGAUCAACCUAAAUUAAAAAUGGUUCGAGACUUACUUCUCAAUGUAGUUGAACCCAAUAGCUCCACAGAGAUCGAUAUUCCAAAACAUUUUUGGAAUUUUCUUAAGAAUACCAUUAACGUCUUAAACUUAUACAAGAUAGUGUAUAAAGAUAAUAAAAAUAUACAUUUAAACCAAUUUCAAAAAAUUUCCACCACAGAUAGUUCCCAAAAUCGGAAUACAGAAGGUAUUAGGGAAAAAUUUUCGGAGCCUUUAGAACUUAAUCUAAAUGACAAUUAUUUUAUUAAUGAAUAUAAGGACUUUGAAAACCAAAAUGCUUUAAGUCCUUUAUUAAAAAGCACAAUGCAUUUUGCCAAACAACUAUACUACGAAAGUAUGAGUUUACCAUUGAAAACUGAAGAUGAAUUGAAAAACUUUAUAAGUGAAAAAAUAACAAAACUUCAAGAAAUUGCUAUUGGCGGAUGUGUCGUAAAAAAUAAAUCGACAGAUGUCAAAUCAAAACAUUCAAUGAAUAGGUAUCAAACCAAUAUUGAUCCCAACAUGAAUCUUCUUUCGACAACAUCUGGAUCUUCGGAUACCGAUAUUGAUUUCGAAAGCAGCUGUGACCAACUGAAAAUAGAGUCAUCUUGUGGAAAAAGUAUGGUGCUUUGCGUAGAAUCGCAUAGAAGCUUAUCUACUAAAAUUCGAAAUAUACAUGAACAUUUUUAUGAUAAUAUUGAUCUGUGCAGCUAUAUAAAACUGGAUAUAAUUAGCAAGACACCUAGCAAAAUAUUUGACGAUCAUUGUAAACAUAAAUAUUCUUGUUUGACGGACAACGAUACUGAUAAAGAAAUCGAAAGAUUGAUAAAUUUAAACGUGCUAAGCAAGCGCAAACGCCAAAAAACUCAAAUUCAGCCUAAAAACAAGAUUUUCGAUAAAUCGUUGGAGAGAAGUGAAGUCAAAUCAGUUCCUGCCUUAGAAGAUGAAUUGGAUACAAAUGAAAGUGAACCGAUCUUUGAUAUGGAAAAAAAUACAAUAACGGAAGACGAAUUUAUAUCACGCUACAAUGAAGAAAUUAAGCUUCAACUUUUAAAAGACUCAAAUAGUGACUCUGGGUUAUCAAAUAAAAGCAACUACGGAAAUUCAAAAGAUUCAGCAUCUGAUGUAGAUGAUUUCAUGACAAAUAUUGUUGAUAAAUUUCUUCAUGCUUUUGAAUCUGAUAAAAAUCUGUCUGGUUCCGUCCAAAACAACAAAAACUUCAAUGCAUUCAAAGCCGAAGUUAGUUUUAACUCAGAUUCUUUUAUAAACAGGGGCAGUCUGAAGACGUCAAAGAUUUACUCUUGUUCUGAACUGAACCCAUCAAUCAUACUCAGUUCUGAAAGUGAUGAUUCAGACAUUGAACAUAAAGUUAAACAAUCCAGGUUUAUCAAACCGAUGCUUCGAAUCGACCAACUGGCUAUUGAGACAAGAGCAGCACAGAAAAAUGAAAGCGAAAGAAUUCGAAGACUGGAAAAAAAAAAUUCGGAACUUUCAAAAGCCCUUAAAACCCGUACUUCAAUUAUAAAUAAAAAUGAUCUAAUACUAGAUUAUAUUGAAAUCACUAAAACUUUUGUUGCAGUUGAUGAAGAUAUAGUCAAGCAAUUAAAGCCUCAUCAAAAAGACGGUGUUAAAUUUAUGUACGAUUCAUGUUAUGGUGGCACAGAUCAGAAUAAUAAGAAUUCAGGAUCGGGUUGCAUAUUAGCCCAUUGCAUGGGUCUAGGAAAGACACUUCAGUUAAUUACCCUACUACAUACGGUGAUAUCUUAUGAGGAAUUAAAUACUUACAAAAUAAUGGUACUUUGCCCAAAGAGUACGGUCAUGAAUUGGGCUGAUGAAUUUCACCGCUGGCUAAGUCCAUUAAAAAGUAAUAAAAAUAUAAAGGUUUUCAUAUUCCCGGACGCAUCUGAUAUUUCCGAAAAGCUGAGGGUACUUAAGGAAUGGUCGUUAUCUUCGAAAGAAAAAGCCGGUUGCUUACUACUGGGCUAUGAAGCUUUUCGAGCCCUUGUAUUUUAUCACUCAUAUAAAUAUAAAGGAUCCGGGACGACUUCAAAAUCAGAAAAUAUUCGUGAUAAAGUAAAAAAAUAUCUCCUACAGCCUGGUGCCGAUAUAGUAGUUUGUGAUGAAGGUCACAUUAUUAAAAACAGCAAAUCUGCCAUUAGCCUUGCCGUUGCGAAAAUAAAAACCCCAAAACGCAUAAUAUUAACUGGAACUCCAAUACAAAAUAAUCUAAAGGAAUAUUAUAGUAUGGUUAACUUCAUAAAACCAUUGUACCUUGGAACUGAGAGGGAGUUCGCUAAUUUGUAUGCAAAUCCUAUAAAAAAUGGUCAGCAUAAAGACUCAAGUAAAAAGGAUAUUACCAUAAUGAAGCAACGAUCUUAUGUGCUACACAAAAACUAUCUAAAUUUGUUCAGAGAAAAGAAGCCCAAUUACUUAAAUCAUUUUUACCACAGAAAUAUGAAUAUGUUUUAUUUAUUCCAAUGACGUCA